Molecule: messenger RNA, 1671 nt
Organism: Theileria annulata
Lineage: Eukaryota; Apicomplexa; Aconoidasida; Piroplasmida; Theileriidae
Product: ribonucleolar protein, putative
Exons: 1
Coding region: 1-1671 (556 amino acids)
Cellular component (GO): small-subunit processome; box C/D methylation guide snoRNP complex
Molecular function (GO): snoRNA binding
Source: RefSeq, a predicted model, not a curated record
AUGACUAAAACCUAUUUGUUGUUUGAAACCGCCGCAGGCUACGGUUUAUAUCAAAUUGACCAAUGGGACCAAAUUGGAAGUGAUUUAUCACUAGACGAAUUAGUUUCAAACUCAGAAAGAUUCUCAGGAACAGUGAAGUUCAAAGCAUUCCAGCCAUUUAGAACAGCAAAAGAAGCUCUAGAAAAUAUGAGAAGUAUUACAGAAGGAGAAGCGACGCUACUGCUUACCAACUUCCUUAGUCAGAACCUUCCAUCAUCAGACCACGUUUUGGCAAUUGUUGAUGUAUCCCUAGCAAAAAGUUUAUCGCAAAAAGGCUUUAAAGUAAUUUAUGACUCAAAUGUACUUGAGCUCGUGAGAGGAUGCAGACUGUAUGAAACCAAGAGGCUUACGAAGUUGGCCUCCGGGGGCACAUCAUUUGAUAUGAACAACUUCCAAGUAGGUUUGGGCCAUAGUUAUAGCAGAAGUAAGCUGAAAUUCGACCCUUCAAAACAAGAUAAACCUAUCAUAAACUCGGUUUCACUUUUGGAUACUCUGACAAAGAACCUGAACUCGUUUGCAAUGAGAGUUCGAGAGUGGUAUGGAUGGCAUUUUCCAGAGUUGUGUAAAUUAGUCCCAGAUAACAAAACCUUUUGCGAGGCUGUAAAAUUACUAAAGAAGAAGGAAGAAUACGAUUUUGAAAAUUUGGAACCAUUGAGUGAACUUUUGGGAGAGGAGUUGGCAUUGACAGUCAAAAAGGCAUCCAGGCACUCAAUAGGUCAUGAAUUGGCUGACCUCGAUUUGGAGAAUAUUUUAAAUUUUGCAGAUAAUGUCAUAAAAUUGGACGAAAUGAGGAAUAAAUUGAACGGUUACUUGAACGAUAAAGUUUCUAUGGUUGCUCCAAAUUUGAACUGUGUGGUUGGAACUCUACUUUCAGGAAGACUCAUUAGUCAUGCCGGUUCCCUGGUUAACUUGGCAAAAUCUCCUGCAAGUACAAUUCAAAUAUUAGGUGCUGAGAAGGCACUUUUCAGGGCUCUAAAAUCUAGGACCAAUACUCCCAAAUACGGUCUUCUAUUCCAGUCAACUUUCAUCGGUAAGGCCUCAAAUAAACAUAAAGGCAAGGCUGCAAGAUAUCUGGCAAACAAGUGUGCCCUUGCAGCAAGGUUAGACUAUUUUUGCGACGUCAACACUGAUAUUUAUGGCAAGAAGAUGAGUGAACAGUUGACAAAGAGAAUGAACUAUUUACUUGGAGGACCACAGCACGAUCGGAACAUAAACGUGAUGAAACAGGCACACGAGGAAUACAAGCAACUAUCGAACUUGGCAAAGUUGAAUGAAAAGGCCAAAACCGUUCCUGACGAUCAAGCUGAUGAGAAGCCAAAGAAAAAAAGAAAAACUUCAUCUAAGAAAAAUAAGGAACAGAACGAGGCUGAAUCUAUGAAUAAUGUCGAAAAUGAACAACAAACUUCAGAUAAAGUUUCAGACUCUGAGCAAAAAUUAAACCACGUGGCACAAUCAGAGAAUCUACCAGCCGUCGAUAGAGAGCCAACUAAGAAACCAAAGAAAUCCUCAAAAAAGAAAAAGGAACAAACUGAAAAUAGUGAAAAAUCAACAGAAAUAGCUGAUGCAGUUCCAUCUCCCGAAUCUAACGCAGCUAAAAGUUCUAAGAAACAGAAGGAACAGAAAGAAUCUUAG